Molecule: messenger RNA, 866 nt
Organism: Gigantopelta aegis
Lineage: Eukaryota; Metazoa; Mollusca; Gastropoda; Neomphalida; Peltospiridae
Exons: 4
Coding region: 99-476 (125 amino acids)
Source: RefSeq, a predicted model, not a curated record
UCGGAAAAACGACUACGUCAUAUGACUGUGACGUCAUUUUAAUGUCCGCGAAUACGGACUGGCUUGAAGAGGAAUGUUGGAAUUUUGUUGACUAAAAGAUGUUUCCAACUUUCGUCUUCGAGUCAAAGCCAAAUCAAAGCCAGACUGUGACGUCCGUUAUCACAGACUACGGGAUCGUCUGCUGGAGCAGAAUGUGGCCAUUUGUCAACAACAUGCUAGCAUGCAUUCGACGACUAGAUCUAUUUGCACCGAAAGAAAACGACUUAGAAGACUGGGUUUUUAUCCAGGGCAAUGCUUCUCAGAACGGAUCUACAUCGUGGACAGCCGUCGUUGGGCCAGAACGUGAAACAAACGAUAAGCCCCGCCCAGUAGAAAGAGGCGUGUCCGAUUCGACAACCACGCCCGAUAUUAGUGAGCUCGCAAUGGUGGAUGUUGACCUAUCAGAGCCGUCGGAAAUGCCUCUUGAAUUUGAUUGAACUAUGAAAUGAGUGUUAUUGUUCAUGAGUUUUUUUUUUUUUUUUUUUUUUUUUUGUAAAUAUAUAUACAUUUUUUGUUUAAACUAAUUAUGUUUUCUUUAGAAAUUAUAACGUGUUAUACAUCAUCAAUCAGUUGUUGAUGAAAUCGUUUUGGUAUUUAUUAUUAUUAUUUUUUAAUUAUUAUUAUUUUUAAAUUUAAUUUAAUUUAAUUUUAUUUGAAAUGUUUGGUGGGUGCUCGCAAUGCUGGAUGUCAGAAAUUCCUCUAAAAUUUGCUUAAACUAUUAAAUGAUUGUUAUUGAUCUGGGGUUAUUAUUAUUAUUGUUUUUUCUUUUAAAAUAUUGUUUUUUGCUUAAACUAAUUACGUUUUCUUAAUACAAUCGUUUUGAUAUU